GGCUUGGGAAGAGGGUUAAAAACAUGAAGUCGUGAAGAGCCGGAGCCAGUCACGCUGGUGCUGUGCGCGAGGCAGACGAUCUUUCGGGCUUGAAACGGCGCCGAGAUCGUGCAGAUAGAGUCACGGGGGCAGCGCUACCUAUACUCCGCGCGCAGGUCGGCGGCAUUGUAAAAGCGGGCGAGACGGGGGUGGUAGGAGGAGAGAGCCAGCGAGCGAGCAAGUGAGAGAGAGAAGGAAGGACCUUUUAGCUAAAAGGCACUGCAAGUCUGACUAUCUGCUGUGUGUGGGAAGUUGUGUGCGCCACGGGGCCAGGCGACUCGGUAUUAAGCAGCGUGCCGCAAGGGGGGCACGCGUGGCGCGGCUGUUUGCGGAAAGAACAGAGCGAAAGGAAAGGGGGACCUCUUGGUUGUAGAACACGGCUAACACAUCAACAGAGGGAGCAAACAAUUCCGAGGUCUGUAACCCUUUGGCUGGUGCUGUGGCGAGCACAGCCUCGACAGCAACAUCACCACGCUUGUGGCGGUGCGAGGGAUGAACAUAAAGGAGGAGAAAGGCACGAAAAAACAAGCCGGGUAGAUGCAGCAACAGACCUGUGCCGGACGAGAUGGACUCACAGUGAGAGUGGACACGACGGGGCCAGGCAGGGGGGAAAGUGUAUACUGUAUGUACUUGUGGGCCUUCGACACGGACGCGAGUAACUUGGAGAUCAUUCAGCUGUGAUCAUACAGUGUGUUGGCGCGCGCGCGUGUGUGUUCGUGCGUCUGUCGUGUGCUACUCGGCGGCGUCACUGAGAAGUGGUGAGUGGUGGUGGUGGUGGUGGCAACAGCGGGGCCAGCCAUCCUUUGGCGUUGUGGCUCCACAUCCGUGCAACCAUGGCCACCAGAUUUCUUCUGCUGUGUCUGGAAGGAAGUUUACUUUUCACGAUAUGUCGAGGGGCCAUAAAAUGCGACUGCAGCACGGAGGAAUGUCGCGCCGAGGACCGGCCGCACUGCCUGGGGGCUCACGCGUGCUACUCGCAGUUCUACAUGGGCAAGCUGGAGCGAGGCUGCAUCGAUGAAAGCUCGUCGCUGCUGUGCGAGAACCGGAAACCGUCCAAGGGCCACAUCUACGACUGGCCGUCGCUCUUCUGCUGCAGCGACCGCGACUUCUGCAACCGCGACGUCGUGCCCACCUUUCCCACCGCGCCGGACGCAGAAGAGGAAUCCGACACACCGAACCCGGAUUCUCCAGUUGUCAUUGGCAACCAGCCUCCGACGCCAGUGAAGUGUCAAAGCGGGCAGCAGGACGGGCUGGACUCCGGCACCCAGAGGACCAGCCCUCGUUCCGGCGGCGUCAUCAACCCCAUCUACAUCGCCGUGCCGGUGGCCGGUGUGUGCGUGCUGCGCCUCAUCAUCUUCGCCAUGUACCUCCUGCGCCGCCGCAACGGUCACUACGACAGCUACCACCACUACCACGAGCAUCUGCCCACCCUCGGCCAUGGUCUCAAGCAGGGCGGCGGCGGCGGGGUGGGACUCGCCGUCAAUGGGGUAGCAAGCAGUGGUGGUAGUGGUAGUAGUGGAAAUGGGAGUGGUGGUAGUGGUGGUGGUAACGGAGGAGGAGGAGGUGGAGGUUGUGGAGGAAUCAGCAGCGGGGGACUGCCCUAUUUCCACCAUCACCAUCAUUGUGACUGCGUGUGUAAGAAGACUUUGCCGCCUUGCAGUGGAAAGGUGAACAGGUGCACAGACAGUGAACGUUCUUCGUCCGGAAGCGAGACGAAAUUUUUCCUCCAAGCGUAACCACCCUUCCCCUUCCACACACCCUUCAAAUUCUUUAAGAGAGCAGCGCCCACGUGAUCUUAAAAAAAAAGACAUCACAUAAUAAUAUGUUGUGGCCACGCGCGUUUGCUCGAAUCAUAAACACUUGCACGUUCAACAUGAUUGAUGAGGCUGAUGUGAGGGAUGAGUCAAGGUGACAGUCCUCCCUCACUAGCCGCUGAAUAUGCUCAACACGUGGGAGAGGUGAAGGAUGUCUGUAUACCUGAAGACGGAAACAUUUAUUUGUGAGGCUACUCGUGUGAAGCAGAAUAAAGUCUGUCGCCCCACACAGCAGGAGCCUUUAGCUGGAGUAAACAAUAAACAAUGAGACCUCAAUAAUAUUUGUGUCAUGAAGCCAGGAGGCAGCACAAUAAUGGUCGGAUGGGGGGUUUGGGGUCGACAUUUUUAUUUUCUCGGGAUAUUCCUGAUCCCUUAGGCAUCACAAAAUCAAAUCUUAAUAUUUGCCUGUUUGGACCAAAACAAAUUGCAACUGAAAUAUAAAAGUUGAAGAGGUGGGCUGUAGAACUGUUGGCCACGAGCUGGCCCCCUGUUAGACUAUGACAUCAGAUAUUGCUACGGUCCAGCAGUAAGUAUUCCUAGGACUUCAUUGGCGUUCCUUACUGUGCAUCAUACAGAAAACUUCUCAAACGGGUUUGGCGAUGUACACUAUGGACAUUAUUGUCGCAGUGAAGCAGAAUAUGUACAGAGCAAAAACUAUUCCUCCUGCCAGUGAUAGGUUGCCCUGGCCAAACUCCUUAUUUCACUUGCUUUUGAUGUUACAGGAACAGUCUUUUUUUCAGGGGAAAAAGUUCGUGAUAUAGUGCAUUUCAUUUUAAACCAAUGAUUUUAAGCAGCUGAUUAGCUGGGUUGGGGUGACAAAUUUUUCAGGUCCAGGGCUGGGUGUACACCAUGCCUCUACGCACGGGUUGGAUGGCUAGUGCCUGGAAAAGUUAGCUAAAGCAUUAAUAUUUUAGCUCCCAGUUAAAUAUUAGCCCUCCAGCCAGUGUUUAGCGGCGCGGAGUGCAUCUAAUCCCAGAUUUCUAAAGCUGAGGCUCCACUGCCGCAUCUCUGACACUACGGGAUGAUGAGGAGACAAUAGGCUGCUCAUGGGAUUUGACAGGGGAUUAGAACCUUGACUGGGCGCAUUUUGCUGUGCAGUCGGCAAUUUUUUUAAAUAGAGUUUGUUUUAUUUAUUUUUUAUUUGUUACGCUCUGUGACAAGCAGCGGCGACAGCAUGACGCCCUCCGUGCGUGCCACGUGCCGGUUCGUGUCUCCUCUCUCCCCCCUGACCCCCACCAAACCACUCCCCACCAGGAACGCUGACGUCGCAGGGGCUGGGACGUGGGUGGAGGGCGGAGAGUUCAGCUGGGGACGCGCGUGCUGGAACUUGUCUGAAAAAGGGAGGGGGCUACCCCUCCCCUAUUACCUCCUGUGAUUGAUUAUGCAGUCCAGAAAUUGCAUUGACAGUUUGUGUGUGUGCGUGCGCGCGCGUGUUUGUUUAAGUAUGUAAAGUAAUUGAAUACGUGGGUGUAUGACAGAUGCAUGGUUUUCGGUGGUAACAUUGCCACCUCCUACCCCACCCAACCCCACUCUUUUAUGAAUUUUUAUUCAAUAUUUCAGUGUGGCGAACUGGAGAGGAAGGGAGGGAAGAGAGUUCUCUAUAAUGUCUCUUAGUGGUAUUUAACGCAAACGUUGUUAACAUAAAUGAAUAUUCCAGCGAGAAAAUAUAUUUGCAUCAUUGCUUUUUUUGGUUGUGUGUGUGUUUGUGUGCGCGCGUGCUUACAUCCGUGUUGGUUUGAGAGACUGUAACUGCAAUAAAAAUUGUAUUGUAAAAGACUUGUACAGAUAAAACUAAUUGUUGACAGAAUGGCUGAAGACUUUUUGUGUGAUCAAAUUGCAAUAUGUGUAAAUAUUGAGUUUUGAAUGUAAAGAAACUGCCAUAGAUUCUGUUUCUUAUUUUCUGUACUUUAUUAUUGAGACAUUUGCAUAUUUCAAGAAUAAUGCCUCCUGACAUUUUCUUACCCCUCCGUAAUCAAACACUUCUGUGCAGAAUCUGAUAGUGAACCGGUGAUUAAAAACCCUGUUUGCGAACUUGACUUCUGGCAUGAGCAUGUGCAACAUUUUAAUCAACCUGAAAUGCUUUGGGACAAACCAGUUUUUCGAGUGUUAUGAAAUGGUCUGAGAUCGAUGAAGCUAGAAAUCAGAGAAUGGAAAACUUUGGUUUCCCCCAAAAGAGGAUCAAUAAAUUUUUUUUAGAUUUCUUCUUCUUUAACUGUAUGGUUAACUGGUGGUCAAGAUGUCUGUUUGCGUUGAAACCAGUGUUGAAAAUUUCAACUUGUCAACGCAGGAGCCGUGUGCUAAGCACUGUAGCUAUUGAACUUGUCAUAGUGGAACUCGACACUUGGAGCAAAGCAUUUAGCUAUUUAACUUCUCAUACUAAAACACAACACGAAGUGAGAGUCCUGAACUGAGAAGUGUUCAAUGAUUCCGUCAGGGUUGUCCAAGAUUUUCUGACAUUCCCUCUUUCUCUGUGGUCCUCCCGAUACACUGGCUGACAACGGAUCACGUGCUCGCAUCCCUGAGUUCAGUCGCAGUACCAACAAAAACGAUUGGUCAGAGGUCGGAAGAAGGAAAAAAUGAUGAUUUGAUGCUUUGUGCUUUGCUUCAGGUCUCUUUGCUGUCGAGUGCCAAAACCUUAAAUACACAAACCACCUUUCUUUUCUGUGUACAUCUUUUAGUAGUCAGAAUUUUAGAGCUUUUGCAAUGACAUCGACUGCAAAAUCUGACUCGGUUAUAAAGAAGUAGUCCAUCUAAAACUGCCAAAACUUGUAAUUUAUACAAUUGUAGGACCGUAAGCCAUGGUUGCUAAGCAUUCAGAACACGUGACAUGCUAACCCGAAACAUCUCGAGAGGCUUUUGCGUUUUGAUGAAAGGUCAAAUAAUGGAGCCUUUCUCUAGGUUACUGAGCAAAGUUUUAUCUGAAUUUGUAUUUAAAAAUAAAUUAAUGUUUAUAUGAGUAAAGUGGCCGGGGCAAAAAUUUCUUUAAAAAUAAUCCUAGUGCAUGAUUUACAUCCAUUUGAACAAAAAGAUGUUAAGUUAAUUAAGUUUACAGGAAGGACUAUCGCAAAAAUUUUUUUAAAAAAAACACUCUAUCUUUCCAUCACCUUUAAAGCUGUCAGGUAAUUUAACACGAUUUAAUUCAAGGAUUCGCGAUGCUUUGUCCACGACAAGUAAAUAAAGAUUACAAAAUGUAACUUUUAUUUCCAGCAGUUCGUGGUAAAAACAUGCGUUUGUUUGCGAUACAUUUUUGUUAAUUAAUUGUGGGAUAACGAUGUCAAUCGUGGGUUCUAUCUGUGCGGGGGAACAAGAGACCAGCAGGUAGCACCAAUACUGUCUGAUGAAGUCGCUUGUCAGUAAUUGACUCGAUUGACAUCUGCUUUUCUCCUCCAUUUCAGCCCCAGUCUCUUUGCUUCCCUCAAUAUUUCACAGUGAUCUUUCCCGCCUCUCGCCCCCUUUGCACUUCUUGCUUCUCUCGCAGCUUCCUCUCAGACCACCCGCAGAUGGCGUCGGCAGAAAAUUAUUCAACACCCACCCCACCUUCCCCAAGUCCAAAAAAA
Messenger RNA from Pomacea canaliculata, 5410 nucleotides. RefSeq lists its product as uncharacterized. NCBI's taxonomy places the organism in Eukaryota, Metazoa, Mollusca, Gastropoda, Architaenioglossa, Ampullariidae. The record is from RefSeq and is a predicted model, not a curated record.